GACCACGGGAAGGGAGACCCAGCUCUCCGACUCCGCCACCUUCCGCGCGCCUCCGCGGCUGCUCGGGCCUCCUACGAGAGCCAGGUGAUACUUCGCUCUGCCCUCUGCUUUGGACACUUGCUCACAAUGGAGUUCCCUGAUUUGGGGAGGCAUUGUUCAGAAAAAACUUGCAAGCAGCUAGAUUUUCUUCCAUUAAAAUGUGAUGCAUGUAAACAAGAUUUCUGUAAAGAUCAUUUUACCUGUACUGCCCAUAAAUGUCCCUUUGCAUUCAAGAAGGAUGUUCAGGUCCCAGUAUGCCCACUUUGUAACAACCCAAUCCCAGUAAAAAAGGGAGAGAUACCAGAUGUGGUGGUUGGUGAGCACAUUGAUCGAGAUUGUAAAUAUCACCCUGGGAAGAAAGAGAAGAUUUUUACAUACCGGUGCUCAAAAGAGGGAUGCAGGAAGAAAGAGAUGCUGCAGGUGGCUUGUGACCAGUGUCACGGCAAUUUCUGUAUUCAGCAUAGACAUCCUCUGGAUCACAGCUGCACACGUGGGAGCUGCCCCAUCACCGUGGCCGGAUGUUCAGCUGCGAGAGCCUCUGAGUCCAAGCCAUCGGGAGCUCUACACACCCUGUCUUCCAGUUGGCUAGCUCAGCGAUUCAGGUACCAGUCCAAAUGGCAUGCAUGGUUGUUGUUGCUUUUGUAUCGGGUGUGGCAGCCGUGUGUCGCAGUGGUGAAUAUUGAAGAGUGCAGUUGGUACUGCAGUUAGUACCUGGCUGUUUGAGGUUACAUGCUCUGCCAGUGUACAGCUGAAUCCUAAGGAAGGGCAAUGCAGGGCUUGAACUGCAGCUUUCUCGAACCCCAAAUUACAAGUGCAGUUCAUUCCUACACAAUGUAUUCCAGCAGUAAGCCUGUAUAGCUGGCUUCUGAAAUACCUUAUUUGGCCUAGAUCUUUUAUAUGAUCAACCACUUCUAGUUAAAACAACUCUAAAAAGUAAGCUAUUCUUUUGUUCUCUUUCAGGUGGAAAGUAAAGAGAUGACGUGACUAUCUGUUCAAACAGGCACGUUAGCUUAUUUGUGUAUAUAGUUUUAACUUUGUGGAUAGCUCUUUUGCUCUACUACUUUCAUACUUAUCACGGCAAACAGUAUGAAAUUUUAUUUAACUUUUCCAAUACAAUGUACAAAUUCUUUUGGCAGAAGAAACAAUCAGAAGGGUAUUACUGUUCUAAGGUGGGCAAAGCUACUAUAACAACCUCCCUCCCCCCAAAUAAAAUAAAGAGACUUAAAGGACAAAGGAUCUGAGUGUGCCAGAUCAGAGGGCAGCUCUCUGUCUUGGGCUCAGGCAAGGACACAGUCUUCCAGAAGCUUCUGUCACUUAAACAGCUGAUCACACUCGGUCUUCAUUGGCUUCUGUAGCAAUUGGCCAUCUGAACCCAGGAAAGGGGAUAGGACUUACACUUACCUUGUUAAGGGUCCUUGUCCAGAGGCAGCCCCCAGCCCACCACUUCCAUUCCCCUGAGAUAGCAGUCCUGUGACCAUACUGACUCCAAGCAUGAACCGUACACUCACGGCCUCGGUACCUGUUGACAGAGCUCUCGUUUCUGAGGACCGUGGGUGUUAGGAUUCAAGGUGAAACAAAAUGGCAUCGAGUUGGGUCCUGAUCUUAACCCACUGGCAAUCCUGCUAUACAUUCCGGACAUCCCAUUGUGCCUGGAUUGACAAAAAUCCAAGCAAUUACUCUGUUUUUCUGGCUUCACAGCCUCCAGAUAUAAUGAGGGGAGGGGCUUGUAUUCAGUUUCCAUUCAACGAAUAGGUGGUUAGAACUGUUUCUACCCUCUAUCUCAUUUAGUGGUGUUUGUUCUGGACAGUGGUUCUCAAGCUUGAGUAUGUGUCAGAUGGCCCAGAGGGCUUGUUAGAACAGUGCUGGGCCCACCCCAGAGUUUCUGAGUCUGUGGGUCUGGGCUGGACUCUGAGAAUCUGCACUUCCUACAGGUUUCCAGGUGAUGCUGAUGCUGUUGGCCUGGGGACCACACCUGGACAAACCACUUUUCUGCAUCUUUGCAGUCCAGUAUGGCAGUCAUUAGCCAUAUAUGUUAUGGAGCACGUGAAACAUAGCCAGUGCAACCGUGGAGCUGAAUUUUUAGUUUUAAUUAAGUUUAACAACGAUUAACUUGAUUCAGUUAUUACAAAACUUUUAAGUAUGUUAGGAACUUGGGUGUGUGAAUCUAUUUUUUCACCUGUAAAUUUUAUCAGAUUGAGUCUUCUCAUGAAAAUUUAAUGUCCAGAUUGAGAAUCUGAAACACACUGGGCCUUGAAGACCAUACCAAAAAAAGUAAAAUCUCUCUUUGUUAAAAAUAUUGUUUAUGUGUUGAAAUGAUAAUAUUUUGGAUAUGAUGGGUUAAAUAAAACAUUAAAGUUAA
Molecule: messenger RNA, 2398 nt
Organism: Diceros bicornis minor
Lineage: Eukaryota; Metazoa; Chordata; Mammalia; Perissodactyla; Rhinocerotidae
Gene: ZFAND2A
Product: zinc finger AN1-type containing 2A
Exons: 6
Coding region: 127-747 (206 amino acids)
Biological process (GO): protein targeting to ER; proteasome-mediated ubiquitin-dependent protein catabolic process
Cellular component (GO): cytoplasm; endoplasmic reticulum
Molecular function (GO): zinc ion binding
Source: RefSeq, a predicted model, not a curated record